This is a messenger RNA of Cadophora gregata, 1791 nucleotides long. RefSeq names its product Increased rDNA silencing protein (gene IRS4). Lineage: Eukaryota; Fungi; Ascomycota; Leotiomycetes; Helotiales; Ploettnerulaceae. Bases 1 to 1791 code for a protein of 596 amino acids. The record is from RefSeq and is a predicted model, not a curated record. Gene Ontology annotation, molecular function: protein binding; calcium ion binding. The transcript has a single exon.
AUGAGUUCGAACAGAACAGCUUCGCAGGACAGCAGCAGGCUUGGCAGCGGUCCUCUCACGAACUCGAGCUCUACAAUCAAAGCACGGAAUCGGAAUGCAGCUCUCCGAGGAGCCACUCUAGCCUUUGGGAAACCUCCUGUCAAGCCGAAGCCGCAGAUACACAAUUACAGCGGGAACAAUGGAGCGUUGGCUGCGGCAACUUCUGUAGGGGGAACAAUAACAGGAGGCUCACGUCAGAGCACGAGGAACAUAAAUGCUUCGAGGUCAGAAGAUUUGGGAGGAGACCAGCGAUUGGCAUAUCAGAAUACUGGAUCCAGUGUUGGUAGCAGAUCAUAUACGGGAGGCCCGGACCGGAACAUGGUUCAGCAAAGGCAGAGCCAACUCGGUGCCAGAAAUAUCUAUCUCCAGCCUCCAGGAACACCUGCAGAUCAAUCGAGGUCUGCUUCUUUUAUAGCUGCCACCAUUGCAGCUUCACGGUCUGCAUCGAUAAGCCCCAACAUCACUGGCCAACAAGAAUCCUCUACUGCGAAACUGCGGCGGCCCGGGAAUUCUAGAACGCCGUCCGUGAGAAGUAUCAAUUCCUCGCGAAGCUCUGAUCAUGCUCUGGACACGACCCCAAUACCGCCCACAACGUCCUUGAUAGGGAUGUUCGAGCAGAAUGCUGCGUCUACAUCAACUGAAAAGCGGCCGACUGCUAGGAGGCCUGCUUCGGGUCCUCCGACAAAGGCAUCACGAAUCAAUGGAUCACCAUCUCCUAUGCGGAAUCGGACACCAUCACCACUGGCGAAUAAACCACGAAAACCGCCUGUGAAAUCUACAAAGCCGACUCUGGCAACAAUACAGAGUGUCUCCGGCGAAUCCGAGCCUCGAAAACCUCCCCCAACUGGACGGAAACCGUCAUUACCUAUCACAACUCCAAUACCCAUUCCUAUCCCAAACAAACCCAAAUUGCCGGAGGUCGCAACCGCACUUGAUGAUGACGAUGCAGCAUCAGACGACUCCUUCGUCUCAGUAUCCGACUACCAACCUUCGGACUACCAGCCAUCCUGGCGCGCUGAAAUCGCCGCCCAGAACCGGCGUCUCCAAUCUCAAUCCCAUGCCAACCACUCCAACCCCUCCGUAACCGUCAAUUCCCUCGCAAAUGCAAUCGUGGCCUCCUCGCUGGCCUCCUCCCGCGCAGCAUCACCCUCAAAAUCCUACGCCUCGUCUCUCCACCCACCUCCACCGCCUCCGCGGAGAGGCAACCGCGGCGGACUCUUCCACCACAGCGCGAAAGAGAACGACCCAUCACGCACACCCAGCCCUGCCAAGCCCGCCGUCCUACGCACCACAAUGCGGAAACCAAAAUCUAAAGAAGAGAUCGAUGAGGGUUUACAGCGACGAGGCAAGAAGAAGUUCGUUAAGAAGCACCCAAAUAAACAUCAUGAAGGGGACAGGAAACGCUGGCGAGAUGCUAUCACGGAACGAGAACGAAAAAGAUAUGAAGCCGUCUGGGCGUCGAAUAGAGGGUUAUUUGGUUCAGGGUUGCCUGGAGAUGAAGAUUCAGUUCCGAGUGUUGCUGUCAGGGACAUAUUUUCCCGGUCGAGGUUACAUGACGAUGUUUUGGAAGAAGCGUAUGAGUUGGUCGAUAGAGGCAAGAAUGGGAGACUGGAGAGGGAGGAGUUUGUUGUCGGGCUUUGGUUGAUUGACCAAAGGCUCAAGGGAAGGAAACUUCCCAUUCGCGUGUCUGACAGUGUGUGGAAAUCGGCUGGGGGGAUGAGUGGCCUGAAGGUUAAAAAGGUUAAGAAAUAA